Molecule: messenger RNA, 1110 nt
Organism: Symbiodinium natans
Lineage: Eukaryota; Dinophyceae; Suessiales; Symbiodiniaceae
Source: the annotation of a GenBank genome assembly
AUGGUGCGUUCAUGGUUGCUUGAAGAUACAGUCAGGACCGGCUUGGGAGCCUUCUGGCCGUCUCAGAAUGUUUGGAACACCGUGGAGCCAUUUUGGCCAGUCUUCCUUGCCGGUGGCAUUUGCUUCUACAUCUUUGGUCUCGCCCUAGGAAAGACCACAGGGUCCGAAGGGAAGACCAGCUCCACAUCGUCGCCGGCUGUAUCUGGCGCCAGGACCAGCGUGCUCGCCGUGUCGGUCUUCGCGCUUUACAUAAUCUCCUACAGCUUACAAGGCUUGAUAUGGGAGCUCCACAAGCUGACAGAAGCUUCAUUGCUGGUUGUACAAGCACAAGUUGUGCUGGUCUCCAAGCUGCUUUGCUUGUCUCUGGGCGCCGGCCACGCGGCCAGCCUCGGCGCGUUCUGGCGGUGCUUCGAGGCACGUAACAUUGCGAGAUACUCGCUACCCGGCUUCUGCUUCGGCUUCUACGAGGUCUUCAAGAUGAUGGCUCUCCUAAAGAUCAGUGCUGGCUCGGUGCAGGUCUUGUUGCAGUUCCAGUUGAUUCCCAUGGUGCUCCUGCGAAGUCUCACGUUCCGGGAGGCCCUCCAGGCCUCCGACUACACACUGCUCCUUGCUCUGACCUGCGGUUGUGCAGGCUUCCAGUAUACCCAUGAUGCUGCGUCUGGGAUGGGCGUGGCAUACACUGCCAUUGCCAUGGCCUUCAGCGUGCUGGGCAACGUCCUCGGUGAGUAUUUGCUUACUUCAGCUCAUCAAGAGCCCGUGGUGCUUCAGAAUACUUGGAGCCUGGUAAGUGAAUCUUUGGCUGCCGCAAUCAUGAUGCUUCUGGACAGGAGCUCCAAGGAAGGCGCUUCAGUCUUGGCUCUGCCAUCCUGGUCGCCGCUGAUUUGGACCCUCGUCGUGGCUGGCGCUUUGCACUCCCUGGUGUCGACGACGGCAUGCAAGGUCAAUGGCUCCGUUGCAAAGACCAUCGCUGGAAACAUUUCCACAGUCUUCCCCACCUGGGUUGUGCUGAUGCUGCUGGGUGUGGAGUCCGCAUACGAUGUUCCGAAGAUUUUGUUCGGCCUUGUUGUCCUCACUACGUCUGCCACCUUCACCCUGAAAAACGAGAAGUGA